AUGAGCUUCACCGGCCUUGCUCCGCCACCGCCUUUCCUUCCGACGCCCGGCCGUCCCUCAUUGCCAUGGGAGCAGUGGGAGCAGAUGUUCAACGUGUACUUGCUGGCAUCCGGAGCCGCUGCAUUCAAGCCGGAGCAACGCAAGGCUAUUCUUUUGCAUUGUUUGGGGGCGGAGGGCCAGCGUAUUUAUCAGACGCUACAUGCAGGGACCAGCGCCGCAGCACCGGCCGCACCAAGUGCCGCAGCACGCGCCGAUGACAAGUCUGUCGUGGCCCCUCCUGACAAAUACGACUCUGCACUUGCGGCAUUACGGCACCAGUUUUCGACGUCGCGCAACGUUAUCAUCGAGCGUCAUCGCUUUCACCGCCGCAGCCAACACACAGGCGAGUCCGUUCAUGACUUUGUUGCCGCUCUACGGGAGCUAGCGUCACAUUGUUCGUUUGCCUCGCAAGAUGAUGCUUUGCGGGAUCAGUUCGUUGCCGGCGUAGCUUCCACUCGCGUACGUGAGCGGUUACUGCUAGAGAGUUCCACACUUUCAUUCGAGAAUUCUGUUCGAAUUGCACUUCAGUUUGAGCAGGCGGCUGAAGAGCUAAAGGAACUUUCUGCUUCGGUCGAAGCAAUUUCAUUGCGGCAGCGUCGAAAACCAUCGUCGCAUUCUUCGAAAAAAAGGAAUUCACAACCGGCAGCCACUUUAGAGCAGAAUUUAACGAGGAGCGCGGGUGGCUCACGUGCGCCGCAGCGGAACCGCCCCCCUCAGCGGAACCGAGAACAGAGUGGCCGCUCCGGCUCGCCACAUUGUUUCCGAUGCGAACUUGUCUUCUAG
This is a messenger RNA of Dermacentor andersoni, 822 nucleotides long. The record is from RefSeq and is a predicted model, not a curated record. NCBI's taxonomy places the organism in Eukaryota, Metazoa, Arthropoda, Arachnida, Ixodida, Ixodidae.